AUGGCAGGCCCUAUGAUCCACAGGGACAUGGAGAAGGAGAGAUCAGGGUACAGUGAGGCCCCAGAAAAGCUGAGCCUGUCCUUCUCCAUUGAUGCUAUCCUGAGGAAGCCCACAGAGAGAAGAAAUAUGCCCACACCACAAAGCAUAGGCAGAGAGGAUUCCAGGCAAACGGCAACCCCAAGUUCUAAGCUAGAGAGGCUCCCACAGGAUCAGCCCAAAGAAGAAAAAAGGAACAAGCGGAGAGUUCGCACUACCUUCACCACGGAGCAGCUCCAGGAACUGGAGAAGCUCUUCCACUUUACCCACUACCCUGACAUCCAUGUCCGGACCCAGCUGGCUUCCAGGAUCAACCUGCCCGAAGCUCGAGUACAGAUCUGGUUCCAGAAUCAGAGAGCCAAGUGGAGGAAGCAGGAGAAAAUUGGAAGUCUCAGUGCAUUGCAGCAGCCUGGGUCCUGUGCUGACACCCACUGCUCUGCCAAGGCUGGUGCCUCCCACAGGGUGCUACCCACUGUCUCAGACUCAGCUCACUGCAAGCUGGUUCCCUGCCCAGGUCACCCUUGUCCCAUGGUACCCGUGGGAUCUGCAUCCCUUGCCUGGCUGUCUCACCCAGCAGCCUUGUGUCCCUACCUUUGUUCUGUCAUCUCCACUCCCCAAGUGGGGCAGCAUCUGUGCCACUUCAACAUAGGGACUGGUUGCUUUCUUCCCAAGCAAGCUACUCUCCUCUCUCAGUGAUGGCAGGCAGCUCUGACCCUCAG
Molecule: messenger RNA, 755 nt
Organism: Phodopus roborovskii (desert hamster)
Lineage: Eukaryota; Metazoa; Chordata; Mammalia; Rodentia; Cricetidae
Gene: Isx
Product: intestine specific homeobox
Exons: 4
Coding region: 1-732 (243 amino acids)
Biological process (GO): regulation of transcription by RNA polymerase II
Molecular function (GO): DNA-binding transcription factor activity, RNA polymerase II-specific; RNA polymerase II transcription regulatory region sequence-specific DNA binding
Source: RefSeq, a predicted model, not a curated record